This is a messenger RNA of Linnemannia hyalina, 1155 nucleotides long. The record is from the annotation of a GenBank genome assembly. NCBI's taxonomy places the organism in Eukaryota, Fungi, Mortierellomycota, Mortierellomycetes, Mortierellales, Mortierellaceae.
AUGACAGUAACUUCUUCUACUUCCUCUUCCUCAAGCACCUCCGCAGGACCCAUUAUCUCCACAUUGUCAAACACUACCAAACAAACAAAUACCCCUGUCCUCGACAAAAAUCACGACAGUAAUAACACCCAACAGUCUACCUUAGCACAUCGUAAUCAUGCCCAACGCAACACCCAACGUCGUUCUUUUGAACAACAGCAGCAGCAGUCGUCUUCUGGGCGGUCUCGACUGAACCUUGGCGCCAAGGAUUAUGCUCCUUCUUCAGCUUCUUCUACAUCUGCUACAUCAACCACCACUGUUCAGAGCCGUCGUGCCGGAAAGGCCGUGGCUGGUGGACGAAUCGAUGAUGAUCACAGCCAAGAAUCCUCCGACCGUAAGCAACACAGCAACAACACCGGCAAGCAGCAGCAACGUCGUCGUGGCGGAAACAGACAUCCUGGAAACAGUAACAGCGGCAUCAGCGGUCCUGUCUCUAACAGACACCCCGCGGGCAGCCAAAAGAAGGAGCUUAACGGUCGAACCUUCCCAUCAGCGCAGACACAGGAACAAGAUCACAACGGGGAAUCAACCUCCUCGCACGCACAGACACACAACGCUAAGAACGACCAUCACCGCCACAACAGGACGACGACUCGGUCUCGCGCACCGGCUCGCUUUGUGAACAAGGUCGAGGAAGAUCGUGGACUCUUGGAGGCUCUGACAGUUGGCCUGACCAACUCGACUUAUGAUUGCAUGGUCUGCUGGGAUGUGAUCCGUCCCGCGCACAGGAUCUGGAACUGUCAAGUCUGCUGGGCUGCCUUCCAUCUCGGCUGUCUCUCCACCUGGGCCAAAAAGUCCUCCGAAGGACCUGUCCAGUCGUGCCACUGCGGUAACGAGUCCUUCCAGUUGAGAUGUGUCGAUACUGAUUUUACACUCCAGACGGGCAAGUCGUGUGACCAGGUCUGUGGUGAGCUGUUGGGUUGUGGCAUACAUAGCUGCAGUUCAGUCUGUCACCCUGGUCUGUGUGCGCCCUGUGAGGAAGAACAGGAGCAACUGUGCUAUUGCGGAAAGCAUACCCGUACUGCUCGUUGCGGUGAGAGUAAGCCCAAGACGACCAUUGUCGACGGCGAGACCCAGAUCGGUUACUAUGAAUGUCGUGAGGCGUGCGAUAGGUAA